GGAAAAUAAUUAAAAACACAGCAAGCGGUUUUUAAAUUUCCGUUUAAAGAAAUUUUCCCCAAACAACAGAAAAUUGCAAAAGAAAAUUUUGUUAUAAAAAUGUCCUCACAUGGACAGAGAUCGGAUGCAGAGGAUUGGCGUCCUGGCCUGCCACCAAGCACGGCACUUAAAGUUCCGCAGCCAAGUCAGCACCGUGCCUGGAUAAAUACUGCAUUAGAAGAAAGACUAGCCACGGUCCGAGAACAGGAUCUCACAAGUGUUCAGUUUCCAAAAAACGCUCCCGGUGCAAAAUCAGCUUCGAAAUCUAUCCGGCUUAAGGUAUCAGCCGGAGCAGAGAGCCAGACUACGCUGAAAGCGGAGAAACGCGGCUUAUUCGGACGAAAGAAGGUUGCAAUAGGUGCGAAUCCAAAAAAGUCAACAGUUAUGAAUGGAUUAGGACGCGAGAAUACCGUCCCACAACAUCUAAAAGUGAAGACAUCGCGUAUUCUCUAUACAACUGACGAGGAGGUGCGCGAUGCUCUUAUGGAGUUUGGAAUUUUUAUCAUCUUCCUAGUCCUUACAUCUCUAGUAACUUUGUCUGUGCGUCACCCUCAUAUGUUCUACUUUAACGAUACGAUGAUGAAACUGUUUACUACACGCAAUCUGACUGUGGUCCCAUCAGUGACGGUAUCCUUUGAGAAGAUUCUCACCGUCCCAGAUUGGUGGGACUAUUUGGUAUAUAACUUUAUAAAUACAUUGCACGGAGAUAUGACCCCAGACAGUUCCAAAAACGCAUUAUUCAAAUCUGAUAACGACGCUAAAACCGAUCGGAACUCAUUUAAGUCCAGUGAAGAUAUCUUGUAUGUGGAGGAGGGAAAUAUUGACAGCAAUAAUGAAUCCUCUAGGAAAAAAGGAGAUGCUGGAACAAGACCACUUUACGGCGGGUUCGAUGAUAUCGACGCAGACGAAAAUCUUGAUUACUUCAGCGACAAUGCCGGCGACACCAUCCAAAGUCGUAAUGCUCAAAGCGGUACUACACGAGCUGUCCCAUGGGCUGGCAACAGCUCUUAUUUGACAACCCAUCUCCAGGGUCGCUUAUUUCUGCAAGAGAACCUGAUGCUUGGACCACCACGCCUACGGCAGAUUCGCGUUAGCAAGGACAGCUGUUAUGUGGACGGUGGCUUUACUCGGAAUUUCAACUCUUGCUAUCCCGCCUAUUCCAUGGGGGCCGAAGAGAACACCGGGUCGCACAAAGGCGCUCGAUACCGAACGAUGGGCGAACUGGGCGCCACUCCGAUCUUGACUUUACUUGCUUUCUAUCGCUCUGGUGGGUACACUGUUGAUCUGACCUACGACAAGGAUGAGAAUCUGCAGAUCAUAACUAAACUGAAGGGUGUUAAUUGGCUGGAUCGCGGUUCGAGGCUUUGUUUGGUGGAGUUCAAUCUAUUUAACGAUAACAAAGACAUAUUUCAGAGCGUCAAACUUAUUGCUGAAAUACCUCCCACGGGUGGUGUCAUACCGCAAGCACAUCUGCAAACAGUCAAACAGUAUUCUUUUUUCACUGAUAUCAGUUUGACCAUGACUGUCAUCUAUAUAUUCUGGUAUAUAAUGGUAUUUUACUACACCAUUUGUGAGAUCAAUGAAUUAUGCAAGACGGGAUGUAAAAUCUACUACAAAUCAUUACUAAACAUUCUAGAUAAUGUAGUUUUAGUGUUAUGUUACCUAGCCUUGCUCUAUAACAUUUGGCAUACCCUUAAAAUGAAAUCCAUUACAUCCAAGGCACACUUGAAACCGAACUACCAAAGUAUCGAUGUUCUUUGCUUAUCGAAUAUAAUCUAUGUGGAUAUGAUGGCAAUUUUAGCAUUUCUAGUAUGGAUAAAGAUAUUCAAGUUUAUUAGUUUCAACAAGACACUCAUUCAGUUCACAACGACACUAAGAAGGUGCUCCAAAGAUUUGACUGGAUUUAGUAUCAUGUUUGGUACUGUUUUUUUGGCCUAUGCGCAAUUGGGUCACCUGCUUUUCGGGACUGAGCAUCCAGAUUUUCAUAAUUUUGUUACCUCAGUCUUAACAAUGAUCCGCAUGAUCCUCGGUGAUUUUCAGUACAAUCUUAUUCAGCAGUCCAAUCGAGUGCUCGGGCCUAUCUACUUUCUCACCUAUAUUGUGCUUGUGUUCUUCAUCCUGUUGAACAUGUUUUUAGCCAUCAUUAUGCAAACUUAUAACUCAGUAAAAAAUGAAAUCACCCAAGGACGUAGCCAAUUGGCAUCAUAUGUCUAUAAAAAACUGACUGGUGCCCUCUACUGGAUAACUCACUGUGGCCGUAAGCGUCGUAUUCUGCCAGCCCGCCCGACAACUGCUUUUAAAGAAGCUGAUCUGGAUUCCACGGCCACAGAAUUAAAGGAGCCCAAGGUGCUGAGGAAGAAUAUGACCAAAGAAGAGGCACGAUAUUUCGAAGAUAUUCCACCUGAUGUUCAGAACAAGGAAUUGUUUCGUAUCACCAAUCGCGUCAGUCUGAUUGAAGAAGUUCUCGAACAGCUUGUUACGAACAUGGAUAACAUACUUCAGCGCUUUGAAAGAGACCACGGCGCAAGGAAGAGCUAAGUUCGAAAUAUGUUCGCAGCAUCCCGAUGUAGUCUGCAUUUAAUAAAAUCUGAAAAAUUCAUUGAAUAUAUUGCAACGAAUUUGUAAUGUUUCCUCUGCGACC
This is a messenger RNA of Drosophila obscura, 2680 nucleotides long. RefSeq names its product polycystic kidney disease 2-like 2 protein. The coding region runs from base 100 to 2577 and encodes 825 amino acids. Gene Ontology annotation, molecular function: calcium channel activity. The transcript has 8 exons. Gene Ontology annotation, biological process: detection of mechanical stimulus. The record is from RefSeq and is a predicted model, not a curated record. Lineage: Eukaryota; Metazoa; Arthropoda; Insecta; Diptera; Drosophilidae. Gene Ontology annotation, cellular component: membrane.